AUGAGGCUGCAGAUCUCAAUCGCUUUUAUCUUAGCAACAAGUUUAAGCUUCAUAAGCUGCGUAUCGUUAAAAGGUUAUGUAAGAAAUACAGAAAUGGGAACAGCAUACAAAUUAUUCUACCGCUCCCAGCCGUGGGCAGUAGCCAAAGAAAUAUGUGAAGCAGAAGGAGCGAAGCUGGCCGUACCCAGGUCUGAGGAAGAGUUCCUGUUCAUCCAGAAACUGGUGCGCGGUAUGCACUACCCUGCAAUAACCAACACUUCAAAUAAACUGGUUGUAUGGCUGGGCAUCAGCAAUGUGGACAACUACAAGAUCUGGACCAAUGUUGAUGGUAAAGACAUCAGAGAUACCGGCUUUGCUAGAUGGUCAGGAAUGAACGGCCAGAUUAGCGCAUCUCCUAAAGAGCCGCACUGUGUAGUUUUGGACGCUGUCAACCCAGGACUCCGGGACUGGUGGUGUCACCGCAACCAGCCAUUCAUCUGCAAAUCUAAGAUGAAUCUUAUAAGAAGAGGUAUAUCUCUUUUAACCAGGGGAAUUAAGACGCAAUGCACUCAAAUAUCAGCCAUACCACAGUUAUAUGCACCAGUUGUACAGAACGCUUCAACAACUCCAUUAAGCAUGGCGGCUAGAGCGAUGGCCUCACUGGCACAGAUGCACAGGAACGGGCCCCACAUCAAGGAUAGGAAGUCCAGGAAUCCACUCAAUGGAAACCCUUUUGCUAAGGGCGUGGUCCUAAAGACGCUGAUUAGGAAACCCAAGAAGCCCAACUCGGCGAACCGCAAGUGCGUGUUGGUGAGACUGUCGAACGGCCGUGAAAUGGUCGCGUACGUGCCCGGCAUCGGACACAACUUACAGGAGCACAAUAUUGUUCUCGUGCGAGUCGGCAGAGUAAAGGACUGUCCCGGAGUAAAAUUAAAAUGCGUGCGCGGCAAAUUCGACCUUUCACACGUCGUGAAGCAGAAAGUCUAA
Parnassius apollo (apollo) is the source of this 966-nucleotide messenger RNA. The record is from the annotation of a GenBank genome assembly. Lineage: Eukaryota; Metazoa; Arthropoda; Insecta; Lepidoptera; Papilionidae.